AUGUGGUGGCUGGAAGGGUUUAGGUCGGGGAUGGCCCGCCUGGAGAUCCUGUUGCUUGUUUACACCUUGCUCUGCUCUCUCGGAGAUUGCCUGUUUGUAACUGACUAUUUCACCCGGACACCUCGCAAGCUCAACGCCUACCGCUCUUUUGCCAGCGUGGAGCUGUUCCACUUCAACGUGCCUGAAGACACCGUGGUGGCUGUUUGGAACCUCAUCACCUUCAAGGAGCAAGGGGGCACCUUCGGAGACAGCUGCCCAGACCGCAAUGUGACAGUGUACUUCAGGUCAGGAGCUCCACCUGUAAUCAACCCCCUCCAGACACAUUUUCCAAAGGACACCAUUGUACCAGGCUCCUUCGCUGUCACUUUGACAUGGACGCUGCCCAACCGCACCACGGGGGUUUUCAAUGUCACCAGCCCCCUCCCAGGAGACUGGUUCCUGGCUGCACACUUACCAAAGGAUGAGGGGAAGAUCUCUGUCAAGGGUCUUCACGAUGAAUGUCAGUACCUCUUUCAGCCUCAGCUCAUUGUUCAGAGGCUCAUUGGGAUUUCAGUGCUGUAUCCUGGUUACUUCAUUGACCAGAUGAUUCCUCUUCACAAUAGAUCUGUACUCUACAAAGUGUUCAUCCCAAACUACAUCUCGCGGGUGAAGGUACAGCUUGUGGACUGCAAUACAAAGAACAGAAGCGGGGAGAGCUGUCCGGUUCUGCUGAAGAUCCGCUCAAGGGCCCCGCCGGUGCAUAACUCCAGCGCUAUGGACUGCAGAGAGAACGUUCCCUGUGAGCUGGAGGUCCCGCUGCCAUCCUGGGAGCAGUGGUACUAUAUUUUGGUGGAGCGUUACCUCAGUAGCUCAGAUGUCUACUUUCGUAUUGGCAUUCAGGUUAAAGACUGUUCCAAGCCCAGUGUCUCCAAGGGCUCCUCAGCCAUGAACAUGCCCCAGUCAUUUGGCACUGCGAUGGGUUUCUCUCUAUCAGAGACCCUGCCGGUGGCAAAAAAAUAUAAUGCAGUUCAAUACAAAUCAGUUUCAGGAUUUAAUCUGUCCAUUAACACCACCGCAAAUAUCACCAAGCUGAGGAUUCCCUACCCGCAAACGGGCACGUGGUAUCUGAGCCUGCGAUCCCUGUGUGCCACUGAACACGGGUUUGAGAUGUGUACUAAUGUAACCGCUGAGGUGUACCUUCGCUCUUACCUGACCCCCUGCAUCAAUGACUGUGGCACCUAUGGCCAGUGCAAACUCCUGCGGACCAACAACUACCUGUAUGCUGCAUGCGAGUGUAAAGCAGGUUGGGAUGGCUGGGGUUGCACGGACAACACAGAGGCGUACUCAUACAGCUUCCAGCUGCUCUCAACUCUCCUUCUGUGCCUCAGCAACCUGAUGUUCAUCCCACCUGUGACCAUCGCCAUCCGCAGUCAUUACCUGCUGGAGGCGUCUGUCUAUAUAUUCACCAUGUUCUUUUCCACUUUUUAUCAUGCCUGUGACCAGCCAGGCAUUGUGGUCUUCUGCAUCAUGGAGUAUGACGUGCUGCAGUUCUGUGACUUCCUCGGCUCGCUCAUGUCUGUAUGGGUCACUGUUAUCGCCAUGGCCAGACUCAAAUCCAUUAUCAAACAGGUGCUGUACUUGCUGGGGGCGAUGGCUCUGUCAAUGGCCUUACAGCUGGACCGCCAUGGCCUGUGGAACCUGCUGGGCCCCAGUCUUUUCGCUUUAGGCAUCAUGGCCAUCGCCUGG
Molecule: messenger RNA, 1725 nt
Organism: Sinocyclocheilus rhinocerous
Lineage: Eukaryota; Metazoa; Chordata; Actinopteri; Cypriniformes; Cyprinidae
Exons: 11
Cellular component (GO): membrane
Source: RefSeq, a predicted model, not a curated record